Molecule: messenger RNA, 701 nt
Organism: Striga hermonthica
Lineage: Eukaryota; Viridiplantae; Streptophyta; Magnoliopsida; Lamiales; Orobanchaceae
Source: the annotation of a GenBank genome assembly
AAAAUAACACAUGCUCAUCAUUAACACGCAAUGUAAGUUCUCCCUUUUUGACGUCCAUCAAGGCAUCUCCCGUUGCUAGAAACGGUAUUUCUAGAAUCAAUGGCACCUCGUUAUCUUCCUCCAUAUCCAACACAACGAAAUCCACUGGGAAUAUAAAUUUAUCAAUCUUGACAAGCACAUCCUCAACAAUCCCCUUGGGAUAUGUUAUCGAACGAUCCGCUAAUUGCAAGUUUACCGUAGAUGGCUUCACUUCUCCCAGUCCUAACUUCCUGAAAAUCGACAAAGGCAUAAGAUUAAUACUUGCACCAAGAUCACAUAAAGCCUUGCUAAAGAAAAUGUUCCCGAUUGUGCAAGGCACAGACAUCUAUAUGCAGCAACCAGAAGGAUUCAUUGCAAAGGGCCACGAGUGGAUUCAGGGCUUGGAGUUUGUCUUCGAGGUCAUGGAGUGCCCUGAGAGAUAUCGCGUCCUUUGCGCUCAGCUUCAGCUCACCGGUGAUGCCAGGCUCUGGUGGAACGCUUACUGGAGCAUGCGUCCCGGCGAAAAGGCGAGUUGUACGUGGGAGAUGUUCAAAGAGUUAAUCCGCGAGAAGUACUACCCCACAUACUACCGUGCCGAGAUGGAGUGUCAGUUUCUAUCGCUCCAGCAGAGUACUUGUACUGUUGACGAGUACGAGAGGGAAUUCACGAGACUUGCAGCUUUC